Colletotrichum godetiae is the source of this 1167-nucleotide messenger RNA. RefSeq names its product peptidase family S58. Bases 1 to 1167 code for a protein of 388 amino acids. The record is from RefSeq and is a predicted model, not a curated record. NCBI's taxonomy places the organism in Eukaryota, Fungi, Ascomycota, Sordariomycetes, Glomerellales, Glomerellaceae. Gene Ontology annotation, molecular function: aminopeptidase activity. The transcript has a single exon.
AUGGCCACACAAUCAACUCCCCGCGGCCGCAUCCGCGAUGUUCUCCCCAAACUCGACCUCGGAAGAUGGCCGGCGGGACCCAAGAACUCCAUCACCGAUGUUCCCGGCGUCCUCGCCUCAACGCAAAGUAUCCGCACAGAAGAGGGCGUCAAUACCGGCGUAACAGUCAUCCUCCCCCGCCGUGAAUGGUUCAAGGAAGCCUGCUACGCCGGCAUCUUCCGCUUCAACGGCUCCGGAGAGCUGACGGGAUCCCACUGGAUCGAGGAGACCGGCCUCCUCGCCAGCCCCAUCGUGCUGACCAACUCCUUCUCGGUGGGCGACGCAUACCGCGGCAUCUACGAGUACGCCAUCAAGCAUUACUCCAACGACAAGGGAGAAAUCGAGUGGUUUCUACUCCCCGUCGUCGGUGAGACCUUUGAUGGGUUCCUCAACGACAUCUCCAAGUUGGCCGUCACAUCCGCACACGUCGUCAAGGGAAUCGAUUCGGUGACGGACGACCCGGUCCCCGAGGGCAACACGGGCGGCGGCACGGGCAUGAUCUGCCACUGGUUCAAAGGCGGUACCGGAUCCUCGUCCCGCGUCGUCCCGGGGAUCGACAGCGAGGGCAACACAAAGAGCUACACCGUCGCCGCGCUUGUGCAGGCCAACUACGGCAGGGCAGCCCACCUGCGCAUCGGCGGCUUCCCCGUCGGCCGCACCCUCGCAAAGGAGAAGAAGGACACGCUGGCCGAGAUCAUGGCGCACAAAGACAAGAAGGACGGCUCCAUCAUCGUCACCAUUGCCACCGACGCGCCCCUGACACCCAUACAGUGUCAGAGGCUCGCCAAGAGGGCUACCGUUGGAUUGGCGAGGGUCGGUGGCUACGGACACAACCCUUCGGGCGACAUCUUCCUCGCAUUCUCUACGGGCAAUCAUGUUCCUGUGCAGACGAUGACAACGGAGGGGGCAGAGGUGGAUCCAUUCAAGGCCAAGGCGCUCAAGGUUGAGUCGAUUGACGACACGAGCAUCAAUGGGCUUUUGGAAGCUGCGGCGGAUGCGACGGAGGAGAGCAUUUACAACGCCUUGUGCUCGGCUGAGACUUUGAAGGGUUUCUUGGGACACACGGUUGAGGAGCUGCCUUUGGAUCGAUUGAAGGAGCUUAUGCAAAAGUAUGAAUAUGACUCGUGA